AGUGAGGGAGAGGGAGGAGAGAAAGUUUGUCCGGGAGGAGUUUUGGGCUGGCCAGUCCAGUUGAGGGCUGAGAGCCAGAGACAGAAGGCAGGCGGCAGCGAGUGGGUGGUGGGCAGCGAGUGGUGGGCACGUCUGUAGGGCCGAGACAUCGAGACCAGGCCAUAGCCGGGGGGAGGGGGAGAACCCAGGCCCUGCCCCCCUUCCCCCUUCCCCGGCCAGACUGAGGCCGGAGCCAAGGGAAAGUUUUGGCCUGGAUGCCUGGGUCCACCAGGAUGGGCAGAUCGGGGCUGGCAUGGUGCCUGGCACUCUGGUGCUGGGGAAGUUGGGCCCAGGAAGGUGUGUGGGACCCAUUUGUGACUGGACCUGGGAAUGUGACAGGGGCACGGGGGCGAGUGGCCGUGCUUCGUUGUGAGGUCCGAGUGGCCGGGGAGGCUCCAGAGGUCAGCUGGCUUCGGGAUGGGCAGGUCUUAGAACUUGCUGACAGCACCCAGACCCAGGUGCCCCUGGGGGAGGAGGACCAAGAUGACUGGAAGGUGGUCAGUCAGCUCAGGAUUUCAGCCCUGCAGCUCUCAGAUGCCGGGAAGUACCAGUGCUCUGUGGCUGUAGAGGGGGAGACGUUCCUGUCCCUACCAGCCUACGUAGGUCUAGAAGGCCUCCCCUAUUUCCUGGAGGAACCAGAAGAUAUGACUGUGGCUGCUGACACCCCAUUCAACCUCAGCUGUCAAGCCCAGGGGCCUCCUGAACCUGUUAAUCUGCUCUGGCUCCAUGAUGGUGCCCCCCUGGCCCCACACAGUCCUACCCAGGGCCUACUCCACCUGCCAGGCCUGAAUAAGACAUCGUCCUUCUCCUGUGAGGCCCACAAUGCUAAAGGGGUCACCACAUCCCGGACGGCCACAGUCACAGUGCUUCCACAACGUCCUCAGCAUCUCCGGACCACGUCCAGCAGUCCCACGGAGCUUGAAGUGGUCUGGACGCCAGGGGACAGUGGUAUUUACCCCAUCACCAACUGUGCCCUGCAGGCUGUGCUAUCAGAUGACGAGAUUGGGGCUAGACCCGGAGCCCUGGAGCCACCAGAGGAGCCCCUGGCAUUUCAAAUAGCUGUACCACCCCACAGCCUGAACAUGACAAACCUGCAGCCCCACAGUGCCUACCACAUCCGUGUGGCCUGUGCCAGCUCCCAGGGCCCCUCCCCUUGGACACACUGGGUGCUGGUGGAGACGCCUGAGGGAGUGCCAAUGGGACCCCCAGAGAAUGUGAGUGCCAUCCGAAAUGGCAGCCAGGCUCUGGUGCGCUGGCAGCCACCUCGGGCUCCGCUGCAGGGGACGCUGCAAGGAUACAAGCUGGCAUACCGGGAAGAAGAUGCGCUUGAGGUGCUGAUGGAUGCAGGGCUGAGGCGGGAAGUGACUCUGGAGCUUCGGGGGGAAGGGGUGCUGCCCAACCUAACCCUGCGGGUGGCAGCCUACACCAAUGCCGGUGACGGGCCCUGGAGCAUGCCUGUGCUUCUGGAGCCCUGGAGACCAGGGAAUGGGCAACCAGUGCGCCAGCAUGUGAAGGACCCCCCAGCCCCUGCCUUCUCCUGGCCCUGGUGGUACGUGCUCCUGGGGGCUGUAACAGCUGCUGCCUGUGUCCUCCUCCUCGCCCUCUUCCUCUUCCACCGGAGAAAGAAGGAGACACGUUAUGGGGAAGUCUUUCAGCCCACGGUGGAGCGUGGAGGAGAGCUUGUUGUCCGGUACCGGGUCCGAAAGUCCUACAGUCGGCGCACUACUGAAGCUACCCUGAACAGCCUGGGCAUUAGUGAAGAGCUGAAGGAGAAACUCCGAGACGUGAUGGUGGACCGACAUAAGGUAGCCUUGGGAAAGACCCUGGGAGAAGGGGAGUUUGGCUCUGUCAUGGAAGGGCAGUUGAACCAGGAUGACUCCAUCCUCAAAGUGGCUGUGAAAACUAUGAAGAUUGCCAUCUGUACCCGGUCGGAGAUGGAAGACUUCCUGAGUGAGGCAGUCUGUAUGAAGGAGUUUGACCAUCCCAAUGUUAUGAGGCUCAUUGGGGUCUGCCUCCAGGGCUCUGAGUGUGAGGGAUUUCCUUCGCCUGUGGUCAUCCUGCCCUUCAUGAAGCAUGGUGACCUGCACAGCUUCCUGCUCUAUUCACGACUUGGGGACCAGCCUAUGUUCCUACCAACUCAAACACUGGUGAAGUUCAUGGCAGACAUUGCCAGCGGUAUGGACUACCUGAGCACCAAGAGGUUUAUUCACAGGGACCUGGCUGCCCGGAACUGCAUGCUGAAUGAGAACAUGUCCGUGUGCGUGGCCGACUUUGGCCUCUCUAAGAAGAUCUACAAUGGGGAUUAUUACCGCCAGGGCCGAAUUGCCAAGAUGCCAGUCAAGUGGAUUGCCAUUGAGAGCCUGGCUGACCGUGUCUACACCAGCAAAAGUGAUGUGUGGUCCUUUGGGGUGACCAUGUGGGAGAUUGCAACUCGUGGCCAGACGCCCUACCCAGGUGUGGAGAACAGUGAGAUCUAUGACUACCUGCGGCAAGGCCAUCGUCUCAAGCAGCCAGCAGACUGUCUAGAUGGACUGUAUGAGCUGAUGUCUCGCUGCUGGUCCCUGAGCCCCAGGGAUCGACCGACCUUCGCAGAACUGCGAGAAGAGCUGGAGAUGACAUUGAAGAGCCUUCCCCUGGCCCAGGACCCCGAAGAAAUCCUCUAUGUCAACAUGGAUGGGGAACCUGCCGGGGCUGCUGGGGGCACCCCCCAAUCUAGCCCCCUGCCAGCCCCAAAGGCCUCCUGCAACUGUAGCUGCGUCACCUCUGCCGACGUCCACCCAGCUGGACGAUAUGUCCUCUGCCCCUCCACAGCCCCUGGGGCCCCAGUGCCCACAACCAGGGGGCCACCUGCACCUCCUGGCCAGGAGGAAGGGGCCUAGGUGAGGCCCCUCAGAUCCCACCUUGAGCUAGGCACUGCCACUGGGGAAGCUCGGGGAGUCUACUCCUGGCUUCACCCACCCAUCCCUGACCCCUGGGCCCUCCCACCACUCCUGCCCUUCAGACCCCUUGAAGCCACGCCUCUCCCCUGACUCCACCUCUGUCCCUUGUCUCUUACCUUCUCACCAGCUGUCCCUCUUCUUCCUCUCCCCCGUCCCCCAGAUCCCUAUUUCUUGGACCCAUUUAUUUCUCCAUUUCUUCCCAUCCCUGCCUCCAUCCUUUCCCCGUCUUCAUUCCCCUCUUUUCUCCCUAUCUUCCAUAUCUCUCUUUUCCCAUUUCUUUCUCAUCUCUCCACAUUUUUUCCUUUCCCUGCCCCAGGCCCUAUAUCUCUAUCCUCCUAUUCCCUGAUCCCCUCCUUGCCUCUUCCCAUCUCUGUCCACCUCUUCCUUAUUUCCUCCCAUCUUUGUCCUCUUCCCUUUGUCCAUUCCCUUCUCCCUACCUCUCUCCAUCUCUGCCCCUCAUCUACCCAUCUCUGUCCUAUUUUCUCCCUCCAGUUCUGUGCCUCCUUUCCCCAACCAUGUAACCCUUUUCCCCAUUUCCCUCCAUCUUCAUCCACCUCCUCCUUUCUCCCUAUCUCUGUCCCUGGCCCCCACAGUUCCAUUCCCCCUUGGGGUAUGCUGCCCCAGCUCUGUGCAAUGCAUUAGGGAUGACCCCCUCCCCAGGCCAUCCUGCCCCCCUGAGCCAGUCCCUUCCCCCACAUACAGAGAUUUUGUACAAUAUUGGUUCUCCCUCCUCCUCCUUCCCCUUUCACUCCCCAGGGCCCAGAUUAUCCCCAUAAACAUUUUGUACCAACCAA
This is a messenger RNA of Phascolarctos cinereus (koala), 3772 nucleotides long. It is a transcript of the gene AXL, whose product is annotated as AXL receptor tyrosine kinase. Lineage: Eukaryota; Metazoa; Chordata; Mammalia; Diprotodontia; Phascolarctidae. Gene Ontology annotation, biological process: multicellular organism development; protein phosphorylation; cell surface receptor protein tyrosine kinase signaling pathway. Gene Ontology annotation, molecular function: protein binding; transmembrane receptor protein tyrosine kinase activity; ATP binding. Gene Ontology annotation, cellular component: signaling receptor complex; plasma membrane. The record is from RefSeq and is a predicted model, not a curated record.